Etheostoma cragini (Arkansas darter) is the source of this 1260-nucleotide messenger RNA. RefSeq names its product MRT4 homolog, ribosome maturation factor (gene mrto4). The transcript has 8 exons. Gene Ontology annotation, cellular component: nucleolus; preribosome, large subunit precursor. Gene Ontology annotation, molecular function: RNA binding. The coding region runs from base 236 to 949 and encodes 237 amino acids. The record is from RefSeq and is a predicted model, not a curated record. Gene Ontology annotation, biological process: nuclear-transcribed mRNA catabolic process; ribosomal large subunit assembly; rRNA processing. NCBI's taxonomy places the organism in Eukaryota, Metazoa, Chordata, Actinopteri, Perciformes, Percidae.
GCCCGAUUUAUAAUGAAUAUUAGUUUAAAAUAACGCCAAUGCCGACAUGACUCUUAACUCGACGUAUGUAUAUAUGUCGGCUUACCUGACACACCUAUUACUUAUAAAUAUUUUAAAUAAAAGUGCUUUAUUUUUGUAGUCAGGCACCACAUGGGCAGCUUCACCAAACAGAAACAUUUCGGGGUCCUUUCACUUCACGUGUGCGUCUGCUGCUCUGCCAUCGUGAGAGGAAACCAUGCCGAAGUCAAAGAGGGACAAGAAAAUUUCGUUGACGAAAACAGCCAAGAAGGGACUGGAGUCAAAACAGAAACUAAUCGAAGAGUUACGGAAAUGUGUGGACACUUACAGAAACUUGUUCAUAUUCUCUGUGGCCAAUAUGAGGAAUAACAAACUGAAAGACAUCAGGACAGCAUGGAAACACAGCAGAUUCUUCUUCGGCAAAAAUAAAGUCAUGGUGGUUGCUUUGGGUAAAGGAGAAACUGACGAAUACAAAGAUAAUUUGCACAAGGUCACCAAGUAUCUACGAGGAGAAGUGGGAGUACUAUUCACAAAUAAAACAAAGGAUGAAGUACAAGAGUAUUUCAAUCAUUUCAAAGAGCUGGAUUAUGCACGGUCAGGCAACCGUGCACAGAUGGACACAACUCUGGAUGAGGGACCCCUUGAACAGUUUCCUCACUCGAUGGAGCCACAGUUGAGGCAAUUAGGACUUCCCACUGCUCUCAAGAAAGGCGUGGUGACACUGCUGAAGGACCACACAGUCUGUAAGGAGGGAGACGUGCUUACUCCUGAGCAGGCUCGUAUUCUGAAACUCUUUGGCAUUGAGAUGGCAGAAUUCAAGGUGCAGAUCAAAUGUAUGUGGAACUCAGAAACAGGCGAGUUUGAGAAUGUUGCUGGUGAGGAAGAGCCUAUGCAGGAUAAUGAAGAGGAAGAUGACGAAGAUGCAGAAUGAAACAUCUGCAAGAGCCGACGCUUUUUCACAUCUGUAUAUAUUUUUUGAAGUCAUAUUUUUGCCAGCUUCCAACAGCAGAGGAUCAUAGAUGUUGAAACCAAUCACCCUGACUGCAUGUGCUGCCCCAGGAGUCUGUAAUGUCUCAUUUGUCCUUUUUUUUUCACCCCAAAAUAUAAACCUCUGUCCUUCGCCUCGGAUUUUAGCUUUGGACUGAAUCCCUGUUGAGUAAAAACUGGUGACAAGAGUCAAAAGACUUAAUGAUCACAUGUUACAUGUAAUCAUGUUGAUGCCACUUGUUUUGUCAACAUAAG